GUGACCCCGGGAGGAGAAGAUUUUUGUAGCACGAACAAGGGUUCUUCGUGAGCUGGUCAAGGAAGGCGGUAGUAGCGGCAUCGCGGCUCCAGCUCGAGGAAAAUCGCUUGUAUGGGAGCUUGACGCGGUAAGAAAUGGCGGUGUUCCUGGAUCAAAUAUCGAUCGAAGGUAUCGUUCUACUGGUUUUUCUUCUGGGGAUCGGGCGCGUACACUGCCAGGAAUCAGAUGGUUUGGAUUUCCAGCAGCGACAAGUGGAAGGCUAUGGUCGGAAGUUUGGUAGAUUUGAGCAAGCCAAAGUAGGAGGAGGUGCUGGCUCGAUGAUCUUAGUCGCUGGAUCUGGUACUCUUCUGACUUGCUUGGUCCUGUGCCCGUGUCUUCAAGCCAAGCACAAGAACGACAAGCCUCGUACCUUUCCAAAGGAUGAAUCAUCGAACAUUUCUAAAUCUUCUUCUCCAAAGGAGGGAACUUCUUUAUCUUCGCAACCGGCGUCGUCUUGCAUUAAAAUGAGCACGACAGGGUCGGGGGCAUUGACGUUCACAAUGGCCGAACUUAACCGAAUCACGGGAAGCUUUUCAUCCAGUCAUAAGAUUGGAGGUGGCUCCUCUGGAACAAUCUACAAAGGAAAGCUCAGGGAUGGCACUUUGGUUGCGGUCAAGCGAGCAAAAAGGGACUCCUUUGAGACUCGUCACACCAAGGAGUUUGAAAACGAGGUUAACAUGCUGUCCAGCAUUGAACACUUAAAUCUCGUGAAACUCGUUGGUUAUCAUGAGGACGAGCGGGAACGCAUACUUGUUGUUGAGUACGUUCCGAAUCGAAAUUUACGCCAGCACCUCGAUGAUGCUCAUAACAUUCUUGAUUUCUCGACGAGGCUGGAUAUUGCCAUCGACGUAGCUCACGCUCUCACGUACCUUCACCAGUAUGCAGAGCAGCCUAUCAUCCACAGGGACGUCAAGUCGUCUAACAUCCUGCUCACGGACACCUGCAGAGCCAAGGUUGCGGAUUUUGGAUUUUCGAGAGUCGGGCCUUCGGAUGUGGGAGCAACUCAUGUCUCAACACAGGUCAAAGGCACGGCGGGUUACUUGGACCCCGAAUACCUUCAAACAUAUCAGCUCACAACGAAAAGUGACGUCUACUCGUUUGGCAUUUUGCUCAUGGAGAUUUUUUCGGCAAGGAGACCAAUCGAGCUUUCCAGACCAAGUGACGAGCGCAUUACAAUUAGAUGGGCCUUCAAGAAGUUUGUCGAGGGAAAUAUUCAGGAUGUUUUGGACCCUGCCCUUCCGAAGAAUCCACCAUUGGUGACUCUACUGGAGAUGCUCGCGGAGCUGGCCUUCAAAUGCGCAGCACCUAGCAGGAGAGACAGACCAAGUAUGAAAGAAGCUGCGGAAAUCCUCUGGAACAUACGAAAGGAGUAUCAGGCAACCGUCUCUCAGGCAAGCACCCCGAAGGCUUUUGCGUUCGAGACUCGCCACAGUCCCUUGCCAAGUCCGAUGAAACACUCUCCCGCUCAGAAGCCUCUACACAGUCCACAACAUAGUCCGCUACGCACCAGUAUGGAAAGAAGUCCAUUUCACAAGCCUCAGAAGAAUUGGAGCUGAGAGACCAUCCUCCAUCAGGUUUAAAUAUAUAGGAUGUGCACUUCGAGAGUCACCAGUCUCAGCAGACACCGUUUGUUUUGCUUAGCGCGAACUUCUUCCAGACCUUGAAAGCUCGCUGCGAGUUGCGAAUGUCCUCAAACACGGAACUCUUUCGUAGAUCCAGCUGGGCCUUCACCUCCCCCGGUUCGGCAUCUAAGAGCUCUUUCUUGACCUCCGGAUCCUUGGCUAAAGCUUCGGUUACAGCCUGGAUUAGCCGAGGGGGAUGAGCGUCCAGGUACUUGAACACCGCAACAAUGUCGGAGACGAGACGAUCGGCCAGAGUCCUGCUAAAGUCCUCCCGGACAACGACUCGGAGCAGCGUAACAUCCUGGGCAUCCGGAGCCAUGGUGUAAGCAGGAACGAUCCAGCCGUAGCGGCGGAGAUGGUCAGCAAUCUCGUACUCGUCGUGGUUCUUGCGGUCUUUGAGCGAGAACGCUACCACUGGAACUCCAAUUUCCUUGGAGAGAAUGACGAAGCGGCCAGUGGCAACGAGAGCAUCAGCCAGGAUUUUAGCAUUGGCUUGGCAGUUUUGCAUGAUAGACUUGUAUCCCUGUGUAGAAAUCCAUAAGAAAAAGGAGAUUGUUCUUUGUUCUUAAA
This is a messenger RNA of Selaginella moellendorffii, 2231 nucleotides long. RefSeq names its product calmodulin-binding receptor-like cytoplasmic kinase 2. Bases 135 to 1595 code for a protein of 486 amino acids. Gene Ontology annotation, molecular function: ATP binding; protein kinase activity. The record is from RefSeq and is a predicted model, not a curated record. The transcript is spliced from 10 exons. NCBI's taxonomy places the organism in Eukaryota, Viridiplantae, Streptophyta, Lycopodiopsida, Selaginellales, Selaginellaceae. Gene Ontology annotation, biological process: protein phosphorylation.